CCAGCAGUGCGCCCACCUGUGCCCAGCAGUGCACCCACCUGUGCCCAGCAGUGCACCCACCUGUGCCACUCUGCAGUGCCACCUACCUGUGCCCAGAAUCAGUGCCGCCAGUCAGUGCCCAGCAGUGAUGCCAGUCAGUGCCGUCUAUCAGUACCCAUAAUCAGUGUCGCCUAUCAGUGCUGCAUAUCCAUGCCGCCUAUCCGUGCCACCUCAUUAGUACUGCCUAUCAGUGCCCUUUAGUGCUGCCUAUCAGUGCCCAUCAGUGCUGCCUCAUCAACGCACAUCAGUGAAGGAGAAAAAAUACCUGUUUGAAAAAUUUUAUAAAAGAAACAAAUAAACUUUUUUUUUUCAAAUUUUUUGCACUUUUUUUAUUUAUAG
Staurois parvus is the source of this 378-nucleotide messenger RNA. NCBI's taxonomy places the organism in Eukaryota, Metazoa, Chordata, Amphibia, Anura, Ranidae. The record is from the annotation of a GenBank genome assembly.